This is a messenger RNA of Lasiosphaeria miniovina, 966 nucleotides long. Its product is annotated as Alpha/Beta hydrolase protein. The transcript is spliced from 2 exons. The coding region runs from base 1 to 966 and encodes 321 amino acids. The record is from RefSeq and is a predicted model, not a curated record. NCBI's taxonomy places the organism in Eukaryota, Fungi, Ascomycota, Sordariomycetes, Sordariales, Lasiosphaeriaceae.
AUGUGGACCCAAGCCAACGCAAAGACUCUCUUCCUCACCGUCGCCGGCACGCAGUUCGCGUACCGCCUAAUCGGCAACAGCACGCCGGCCGCCGCUGGCUCUCCACCACUGCUACUCCUCAACCACUUCCGCUCUACCAUUGACCUCUGGGACCCGCUCCUCGUCGACGGCAUCGCCGCGGGCGGCCGCCAGGUGAUCACAUACGACUACUCGGGCAUAGGCCUCAGCGGGGGCGAAGUCAAACUGUCCAUCCGCGAGUUCGCGGGCGACGUGAUCGCCUUCCUGACCUCCCUCCUCCCGACCCUCCCCAACAACGUCACGAACGUCGACGUGCUCGGCUUCUCGAUUGGCGGGUACGUCGCCCAGCAACUCGUCCUCGACGCGCCCGACCUCGUCAACAAGCUCGUGCUGGCCGGCACGGGGCCCUCGGGCAGCCUCGGCACGCCGCGGCACCCGCCCAUGGCAGAGGUACAAACAGGGAUCAUGGGCGCCGUGCCCGACGGCGCCGCGACCGCCGACGCCUUCUUCCCCUCCUUCACCGCGCGGGAUGAGGGCAACGCCUGGCUGGGCCGGAUCACGGCGGGCGGGCGCGCGGCGACGGCCGGCAAGAACGGCGAGCCGCCGUUCGCCUUCUUCCUGACGGGGCCCGGGCUGCCGCGCCUGAUCCGCGCGUACCUGGGCUGGGACGCCGACCCGCUGCCGUACGCGCUGCUGCAGACGGUGCAGAAGCCCGUGCUGGUGACGGCGGGGGACAAUGACUUGGUCGUCGGCACGCCGAACUCGUUCGAGCUCGCGCGCCAGAUCCCGAACGCCAACUUUGUCAUGUUCCCUAGUUCGGGGCAUGGGCAUUUGUUCCAGUAUGCCGAGUUCUAUGCGAAGCAAGUCACGAGUUUUCUGAAUGGAGAGUUUCCGACCGCGCCCAAGGUUGCUGGCGUUAUUGCGCCGCUCGGCUCGCAGGGCGUGUGA